Zootermopsis nevadensis is the source of this 2775-nucleotide messenger RNA. Its product is annotated as vesicular integral-membrane protein VIP36. Gene Ontology annotation, cellular component: COPII-coated ER to Golgi transport vesicle; endoplasmic reticulum membrane; endoplasmic reticulum-Golgi intermediate compartment. Gene Ontology annotation, biological process: endoplasmic reticulum to Golgi vesicle-mediated transport. The record is from RefSeq and is a predicted model, not a curated record. NCBI's taxonomy places the organism in Eukaryota, Metazoa, Arthropoda, Insecta, Blattodea, Termopsidae. Gene Ontology annotation, molecular function: D-mannose binding.
CACCAAGUCUCACAAGUCUUGUAAAUAAGAAGGAGCAAUUUAAGUUGUGUGGCGAUACUCGUUCCGUUUUGAACUCAGACGAUUACAAGUUGAUGUUCCGUGGUUAAAAAUCAGCGCUAAUGGAACUGGAGCUGAAAAGCUUAUAAACUGAACGAGAUUGUUUGUGUGAAAAGAAUACAGCAUGACAGUUCAUUCUGUUACAAACCUCCUUUUGUCUAUGUUGGUGUUGUUUUUUAUGCAGAUAAAGGCAGAAUGGAAUACGAAAGAUUAUAUGAAGAGAGAACAUUCUUUAAUAAAACCAUAUCAAGGUGCUGGAAUGACGAUACCAUACUGGGAUUUUAUGGGCAGUACGAUAGUGACGAACAAUUACGUUCGGCUCACACCAGAUUCUCAGAGCAAACAAGGAUUGUUGUGGAAUUCCGUGCCUUGCAAUGCUCGUAAUUGGCAGUUACAAGUACACUUUAAGGUGCAUGGAAAAGGCAAAGAACUUUAUGGAGAUGGAUUUGCUAUCUGGUAUGCAAAGGAUCGUAUGGUUCCUGGUCUAGUGUUUGGCAAUAUGGAUUAUUUUCAAGGAUUGGCAGUAAUUCUUGACACCUACAGCAACCAUAAUGGUCCACACAAUCACCAACACCCAUAUGUUUCAGCGAUGGUAAACAAUGGGUCAUUGCAUUAUGAUCAUGAUCGAGAUGGCACGCAUACACAGCUAGCAGGUUGCGAGGCAAAGUUCCGUAAUCUGGACCAUGACUCACACAUUUCCAUUCGCUAUGAAAGGGAUGUUCUGACUGUCUCGACUGAUAUUGAGAACAAGGCAGCUUGGAAGGAGUGCCUGUCUGUCCAUGGAGUUCGGUUGCCAACGGGUUAUUAUUUUGGCAUAACUGCAGCAACAGGUGAUCUCUCAGACAUUCACGAUAUCAUGUCUGUCAGGCUGUUUGAAUUAGAUUUACCAGAUGAUCCAAAAGAGGAAGAGGAUCGCUCCCAGAUAUCUCCAUCAGCAGCAUUUUUUGAAUCACCAAGAGAUCAUGUGGAUGAUCCAAAGCCAUCGUCACUAAGUGGAAUUAAGAUUUUCUUGUUGAUGUUAGUUGGAGCACUUGCUGUAAUUGCUUGUGUUGUCAUUGGAAUCAUGUUCUACCAAAAACACCAAGAAAAUUCCCGCAAAAGAUUUUAUUGAGGAUUGAAUAUCUGAAUAUAAAGGUGGUAUAAAUCUGUUUCUCAGAAUUUUGUAUUGUAAGGUUAUCAAAAUAUGAUAUACCUGUAAUAUCUCUGAUUGUGGAAAUGGGUUUUUUGGUGGCAAAGAAACAAGUGCACUUCAUUUUUAUUUUUAUUUGUGACAUUUAUGUACUCAUUGAGGCAUUUUCAUUAUACUCUCUGAGCUUCUGUUGUCAUUUACAAAUUGUGUCAUGUCUGUCAUGAUUACAUAGGAGAUUUUAAUUAGAAAUUUCUUAACCAUAUCAAGAUACGUUUUUUUUUAUGAGUCAGCACUGCCAGGCUUGAUUUUAGUAGCACUGUGUGGUUUUUCUCUGAUUUACUUAAAAUUAAUAGCAAAAUGCUGGAAAUUAUUAACUUUUGCAUAUCAGUAGUCCUUGAAAUAUGAGACUGCACAAGAUUUAAAAUUGCACCUUGUAAUGAAAGUGUGAUUAAGUGAUAGAAGGUGAUGAUGUUUUGUAUUUUAUUGUAUGUUAUAUAGCAUAAGAGUGUUUCUUCUUAAUGUUGACCAAAUGCUUCCAUUGUGUUUCGUGUAGGCCAGAUGCAACUUGUUAAUGGUGACGGAAGAUUUGAUCAAAUUAUUCCCACAAAUGCAGUCUUCUUUGCUCAGAAUAUUAGUAAUGUGUAGAGGAUGCCAUAUUGUUUUAUUCAAAAAGGUGGCAUGUUUCCUGUCAUCGUAUCUGAAACCUGCUGUCCACUAAGCAUUUGUGUAGCUCGAGCUUUUGUGCCAAAUAUGAAGUUUGCAAGUUCUGUAUGAGCUACUAGCAUAUACCAAAAAAAUGGUCUUUCAUUCUUUCAUGCAUACCAAUAUUAAUAUGAAUAUAUCUUUGCCAUAUAAUAUGUAUCCAAAUUACAUCUGUUGGAGUCUGUUGUAUAAAGUUUGUGUACUGACUGGAUUAUUAUUGUAUUUAUACAACAUUUAAACUCUGUAAUGUAAUAAUUUUUUGGUUUCAGUGUUGUGUUGGAAAUAUAAAAUACUUUCAGUGUUAUAGUAGAAAUUAUGAUAUACGUGAUUUAUUCAACUUCUUUGUACAUUUGUAUACAUUAUUAAAUACAGUACACUUUGUUAUAAAUAGUGUUACAGUUUGGUGUUUGUAUAAGAUAGAAAGUGUGUGCGUGUGUGCAUUUGUGUUUCACUGAGUAAUUCUAAGUACCUAAUAACAUAUUUUCUGAAUAUUUAGGAUACCAAUUUGACAGCGUUGAAAGCAGUGAGUAGAGAUUUAAGGCACAAGAUUGAGGUUAACAGUGGUGAAGAGAACAAAGUUUGUGAAUGUUGCUGAUCGUUGAAUGAUAUAUUGCAUAAUUACUUGAAAUGUCUUUGUUCUUUUGUUUGAUGUGCAUUUUUUCACACAACUCUUUAUGUCAGUUAAAAAUAUUAGUACUAUAUUUUCCAAUGUAUAAUACAUGUCUCAUCACUGCUGUUCAGCUUGCAGUCACUUCAGUCCUCGAGUAAGAGUAAUUACCUGUUCCAAACGUAGAUGAUAAGGGCAUCGGUAUAGUUGAUAGCUUGCGUGGAGGAUGGAGAAAGUAUUGAACAUUGUAGGUAUACAUUAUGUACAUGAGGACUUUUGU